AUGUUUCCCACCCGUGCCCUCCUGGGGCGUUCCGUCUGGAAAGGCCCAAACAUUGUCCCUCUCCCUCUUCCCCGGAAACUCCCUCCUCCGCCGAACACUCCUCCGAUCAAGACCCAGAAGCGCGGAGCAACAAUCCUCCCUAACUUCGUGGGCUUGCGGUUUUCAGUGCACAAUGGGAAGAAUUACCAGGAUGUCUUGAUCACUGAGGAGAUGGUCGGACGGAAGCUUGGUGAAUAUGUUGCGACCCGGAAGAGGUUUACGUAUAAACAGUCGAAGAACAAAUAG
This is a messenger RNA of Aspergillus pseudotamarii, 285 nucleotides long. RefSeq names its product mitochondrial 37S ribosomal protein uS19m. Bases 1 to 285 code for a protein of 94 amino acids. Gene Ontology annotation, cellular component: cytosolic small ribosomal subunit; ribosome. Gene Ontology annotation, biological process: ribosomal small subunit assembly; translation. The transcript is spliced from 4 exons. The record is from RefSeq and is a predicted model, not a curated record. Gene Ontology annotation, molecular function: structural constituent of ribosome; RNA binding. NCBI's taxonomy places the organism in Eukaryota, Fungi, Ascomycota, Eurotiomycetes, Eurotiales, Aspergillaceae.